UAGCCGGGAUGUCCACCACGGGCGGGGGCCGUCGCCACUGAGUCUGGAGCCCGGCACCACCCACUUGUCGGAGAGCGCCGCGCGGGGCCAGCGCAAAUCUCUCCACAGCCAGUGGCUCCUGCUCUCGUAAGCCCUAUCAUUUCAGGCAAACACACGCGCCGGCCGGGAGCAGGGCGUAGGUCACGAGCAGCACGUGCGGGUCCUCGGCGUCUCGCUGCAGGGUGAGGGUGCCCGCAGUGCCAGCGAGAGCGCCGGAGGGGGGAGAGUGGGCGCACGGGCGGCCGGGAGGCGGCAGUCCGGGGGAGCAGGGGCCACGCGGCAGUGCGGGCGGCGGGACUGCAGUGCCGCCUCUCCAGAGAAAGCCCACACGCUCACACGCCCGCGCGCGCGCGCACACACACACACGUGCACACUGUAAGCAGCGAGAACACGAGCAAGAGCCCAUACGCUCUGGACACGUUUUAGCGAUGGCUUCUGCCCUCAACAGCAAAAUUCACGCGCCCGGGACUUGCCUGGGCUCCAAAGCUGAGGCCCACGGCGGCGCCAGCUGGAGAAUGGACUGCGACCCCGAGAUGCACGUGAAAAUGUGCAAGAAGAUAGCCCAGCUCACCAAGGUGAUUUAUUCCCUGAACACCCGCCAGGACGAGGCUGAGGCCAGCAUGGAGGCGCUGCGGGAGGCCCACCAGGAGGAGCUCUGGAACGCGGUGGCGGAGACCAAGGCGAGGUUUCUGCAGGAGCAGGGACAGGGCCGAGCGGAGGAGGAGGAGGCCCUGCUCCAGCGCAUUCAGGCCCUGGAGAGCGCGCUGGAGCUGCAGAAGAGGCUGACGCAGGAGGCCCUGGCCCAGUCGGCCAGCUGCAGGCUGGAGACCAAGGAGAGGGAGCUGAGGGUGGAGGCGGAGCACGCCGAGCGGGUCCUCACCCUCUCCAAGGAGAUGCUGGAGCUCAAGGCUGACUAUGAGAAGAGGCUCCGGCACCUGAUGGGCCACGAGGCGCCCCAGUGGGGCCGGCUGCCCCAGGAGAGCCCCGACCCGAAGACGGAGCCGAGCGCCGGCCCCGAGAUGCAAGAGGUCCUGCUGGAGGUGGAGCGGCUGCGAGUGGAGAACCAGCAGCUGAGCAAGGACUACGCCCAGAAGGCUGAGGAGCUGCAGGCCAGCUACGAGCGGGAGAACGAGGCCAUCCGGCAGGCCAUGCAGCAGUCGGUGAGUGAGGCCCUGUGGCAGUGGCAGGAGAAGGAGACCGACCUCCGCAAGAACUUCCAGGUCCAGGAGUCGGCCCUGCAGGCCCAGGUCCGGAAGCUGGAAGGGGACCUGGAGCACAGAGGCCGCAAGAUAAGCGACCUGAAGAAGUACGCCCAGAAGCUGAAGGAAAGGAUUCAGGACCUGGAUGUGCAGCUCAAGGAGGCUCGGCAGGAGAAUUCGGAGUUGAAGAGCACUGCAAAAAAACUUGGGGAGAAGCUGGCCGUGGCCAAGGACAGGCUGAUGCUGCAGGAGUGUCACGUGACCCAGAAAGCCGAUGACACGAAGACAGAGCGAAUUGCAGAGAAUGAAGUCUUGGGGAAAGCGAAUGACUUGGAAUCCCGCAGUCCCCGCGCUCAGCAGGAUCAGAAGUUGCCCAAGGAAUGUCCGUGCACGAAAGGAGGCCCGGAUGCACAGGCCAAGAAAGAGGCGCGUGUGGAGACGGAACACAUGAAGCAACAGUACGAAGAGGACCUUCGUAAAAUCAAACGCCAGACGGACGAGGAGAAGAAACACCUCAAAGAGCAGCUGGUGAAGCGCCUGGAAGACCUGGUGAAGACGCACACGGCGGAAAUCAAGUCGGUCCGCUCGUCGGUGGAGGCCGAGAGGAGGCGGCUGCGGACGGAAGUAGAGGCGCAGUUGGAGGAAGUGAAGAAGAAGUCGGAAAGUGAAAUAAAGCAGCUGGAGGAGGAGAAAGCGGCCCUCAAUGUGAAGCUGCAGAACUCUCUGCUCGAGGUUUUAAGGCUGGAAGAGUUUAUCCAGCAGAACAAGGUGUGCCCCCAAAGAGACGAGGAGGGACCCCAGGAACGGAACUGCCCGCACCACCGCAUUUUAGAGACCCAGGAUCCAUGCUUGGUGCUGAAUGAGCCUUCUCAGACCCUGCCCGGGGGAGAAGAGUAUGAAGAUAAGAUCGCAGCUAAAGAAGGGGCCAGCAGUGACGAAGAGGACAGGUACAGGGGGACAUGCACACGUCUGAGGGCGCCCACGAAUGAGGACUCGGAUUGGGAAGGGGUCCCGGUGCCCCUGGAGGAAGGAGGGGGCCCACAGUCUCCCCUGGGCUCCCUGCUGAAGGAGAAGGCCCCUGAAAUCCGGUGUCUACGGGAGGAGUGGCAGGGCCAGAAGGCCAGACUGCAGGCCCAGGUGUCUCAGAUGCAGCAGGCCCUGGAGCAGUGCGCCAGCAGCUACAGGCAGGACCUGCAGGAGCUCCGGCGGCUCUCGGACCAGGAGAGGGAGAAGCUGCAGCGCGAGCUCCAGGAGACCGUCCAGCAGAACCAGGCCGGGAGGGCCCAGCUGGAGGCGUCCCACCAGCGAGCCCUCCGCCUGCUUGAGAAAGCCAAAAACCAGGAGCUCAAGGCCACAGAAGAGCUCUUGAAAAAGGAAUCCAGCCACAGCCUCCAGAUGCAGCACCAGGCACACCAGCUAGAGCUCCAGGCCUUGGAGGAGAAGGUCCGGCAAGAGCUCCAGGGGGAGCAGGAGAGGACGCAGGCUCAGCAGGCUCUGCUGCUAGAGUCCCUCCGGCAGGAGCUGUGGCAGCAGCGGGCCGCCUGCUCGGAGCACCAGAAGGACCUGGAGGCGCUGCAGGCUGAGCUGAGGACUCUGGGCAGCUCUGACCGGCCGCGGGCCCUCGCCCAGGGUGCAGGCGACAGCGAGGACCACGUGGACACCACCAAGGAGGGGCGCGGCCCAGGCGCGGCCGGCUCCCCCAAGGGCACCGCCCAGCAUUCUCCCAGCGGCGGCGAGGAGGGCCUCCUGCAGGAGAACUCGCAGCUCAAGGACGCCUUGCGGCAGCUGCGGGAGGAAGUGGAACAGCACCAGCAGGAGGCGCUGCGGCUCCGCGACCAGAGCAGGCAGCUGGAGGAGGACCAGCAAGCGCAGCGGGCCCGGGAGGUGGAGCUUCUGCGCCAGGAGCACCGGAAGGAGAUGCAGGCCCUGGUGGCGGACUUCAGCAGCGCCCAGGCCCGGCUCCAGGCCCGGCUGGCGGCCCUGGAAACCGAGCUGAAAGAGUCUGGAGAGAAGCCGGGGAAGGGGGCGUCCAGGCCGGAGGACGCGCAGCUCAUAGGCCGCCUGCAGACCCGCCUGAAGGAGCGAGAGGAGAUCAUCAAGCAGCUCACGGAGGAGAGAAGGUUUCACUACGCAGCGCUCCCCAGCGCCAUGUCCCAUCGGAAUCGGUCCUUCUCGUUCCAUCCUCACCCGGGGUAUUUGACCCCGUCCAUGAAGAAAAAGAAGAUGGAGGAAGUGCCCAGCCGAGUGGUCAGCGUGCCCAACCUCGCCUCCUACGCCAAGAACUUUCUGAGUGGGGAUCUGAGCUCCAGGAUCCACGCCCCGCCAAUCACCAAGUCACCCAGCUUGGACCCGGGCCCCAGCGGGGGCCGGCCUUACAAGCCCAUGCAGUCUCCAGACGUGAAAACUGCCACAAGGACCCAGGAUGAGGAGGCGGCCCAACCCAAAGAAGUCCCACAGAAGCAGGGCUCCGCCCACCAGGAAUGGUUCACCAAGUACUUUUCCUUCUAAAUCGAUCCUUGGGAUCCACCACAAAGGGGACGUUUGAAAAACAUUGAAAACUUCUAAUUGAGGGAAUGAACUAGAAAACCAACCAACCAAAAAUACCUUGCUCUGUAACGUGGUUUGCGAACAACAGCUACAGCAGAUUUUGGCCUUGACAUUUCAUUGUUUCAUUGUGACACCAGAUCAUUAAAAAAUUCUCGACCUUAGGAUAAAACGAACUAGUGUGGUCCCAAAGCAUCGUAGGAAGGUGUUAUUAAUGUCACUACGGCCUACCCACUGUAGGCCGGUGUCCCUCAGACCACCCUCCCCUCGGCGGUGUCCAUGGUCCACUUUGGAAGCGACUUCAUUUUCCCUUAGGAUGCAAGUCAGCCUGAAAACUGUCUUUAUGUAAGUGACACAGUUCAAGAUGCACAUCCAACCUCAGUAAGAAGAUGAAUAAAACAGUUCCACAUAACCAGGAAAGCCAACUUAAACAACAAAACAAGCAAAAUCAAGACCUUGACGUACUUGGAUUAAGUCCUUGGACUUUCUAAUCCAGGGCACGGAGUUCAUAAUAGAGGGGAUAACACCUACCUCAGCGCGGGGCUUUAGGAGGAUUCAGCCGGACUACGUGGUGGGCAGCGACCCCCACCAGGCCCCGGGACUCAGCACUGCCAGGGCUGAAGGACCAGCCCUGCCCCCGUCCAACACCUCAGUCUCAGUGACCGCAGCAUCCGCUUGCCGUCUGCGAAGGUUUCGAGAUUGUCUGUUCUUUCGAGUCAAAGAUCCGCUGACCCUCUGGGAAGGGGGAGGGGUCCUGCGCGGUGCCGACCUCACCGACAGGCCACCCGCACUGCCUGACCCUCUGAGGGAGCAGCGUGAUUGGACGUAGCUCCGUAGGUCUCUGGACGGGCAGACGAACGGUGCUCUCGGUCCUCUCGGUCCUCUGGUGCUGGCCCGGCCAGGUGGCCCACGACCCGCCGUGUCCUCUGUGCACUGUCAGGUCUUUGCUCUCUGAAUAAAAACCUUUAAACAACUGGGCGGGAGAAGCGGUUGUGACUCGUGUUGAUUUUCCAGAGAAGGGUGAAAUGAGAUGACGGCUGAACGUGGAGAUAGGGAGUGCACACCCGCCUCGCUCAGACCGUCUUCACGUGGGAAGUGGCUGUUCACGGGCUCUUGUGUCCUUUUGAGGGAAAUGCAGGUGUAGCUCGGAACGCGUAACUGAAAGGUAAGUUGUCCAGUCAAAACACACGGCCCCAAUACGAUACAUUUUGAGGUGCAAAUACUUGUUACCGUACAUGUAGUAUGUCGUAUUGUUUUCCAGUAUCGAGUAUUUCUUAGUUGUCCUUUGUUUCCUGCUUAGAGCGAGCCUUGUAGGGUUGUGUUGGCAUUGUGUGUUUUAAAGCCUGCGGACAGGCAGUUCUGUGUGCUUUUGUUCGUGGAGACAUCUCCCCAGGGCCUCGACUCCGGACGCCUGGCAGGGCAGGCCUGGCCGCGCCCCGCCGUCCUGCAGCUCCUGCAGCUCACGCAGCUCACAGGAACGCCUGCUGCUGCUGCUGCAGAGUGGGAUGGACACUCCGCGUCUGUUCGCACCCCUUUCCUGUGGCAGGUGAGCGAAAGACCUUGUCAGUGUCUAGAUUCUACCUAAUUGUUGCGUGUUUGUUAACUGAGUCUUUGUAUGCAUCUAUCAUUUCUUCUUUAGGAUGUAUUAUUAUGUGAGCAUUGGAGUAGAGCAUGAAAGGACACACACUUGAGUUUUUUGUUUGGUAACAACAAAUUUCCCAUCCAGAGGGUUUCUAGCAAUUUACACCUUGAACAGUGAAGGACAUCCUCGCUCUGUACCCUAGAGAGAAGAUUAAGAAACCCACUUUGAUAUGAGCACUCUCCUUGGUUUCCUUUGCAUAACGUACUCCAUCAGUCUCCCAAGAGCAGAGUGGUCUAGGGAGGGUGGUGGCGGUGCAGAGGGAACAGCAGCGGUGAAGGGAGAUGAACGGCUCGGGACGGAGUUGGGAGGGAGAAACAACAGGAUUUGAUGGUAAGCCUCUAGGUUACACUAUGCAGAAGUAUGGAGUUAUCGCAUCCCUGCACCUGGAGCAAACCU
Molecule: messenger RNA, 5820 nt
Organism: Phyllostomus hastatus (greater spear-nosed bat)
Lineage: Eukaryota; Metazoa; Chordata; Mammalia; Chiroptera; Phyllostomidae
Gene: FAM184B
Product: family with sequence similarity 184 member B
Exons: 18
Coding region: 468-3746 (1092 amino acids)
Source: RefSeq, a predicted model, not a curated record